Podarcis raffonei (Aeolian wall lizard) is the source of this 1313-nucleotide messenger RNA. RefSeq names its product nicotinamide riboside kinase 1 (gene NMRK1). The transcript is spliced from 9 exons. Bases 445 to 1080 code for a protein of 211 amino acids. Lineage: Eukaryota; Metazoa; Chordata; Lepidosauria; Squamata; Lacertidae. Gene Ontology annotation, cellular component: cytoplasm. The record is from RefSeq and is a predicted model, not a curated record.
UGUGAUCCUGAGCCAGUCACUGCCUCUUAGCUCAACCUACCUCACAGGGUUGUUGGGGUUAUUAAAUGAGGGGAAACCCAUGUGCCCAUGUUGAGUUCUUUGGAGAAAAAAGGUAGGAUAUAAAUGCCAAUAAUAAUAAGAAUAAUACUGCAGUUGGGAACUAUUGGCUGCAAUCUUACUCUUACAGAGAUUGGUGGUAAUGGUUUGAGAAUACUUCUGGGUCAGAGCAGAACCAAACUGUGUGCCACCGACUAUUGGGUAGAAUACAACUCACAGAAACUCUUCUUUCCUAUGUAGCAUUUCCCUUUGAUGUAUAUUUGUCUUUGUUUUGGACCCAUGCACUGCUGACCUGAAAUCUUAACUUGCGUCACUGUCUAUACAACAGAGUUCAAAGCCCUUCAUCUUUGGAUAGCUGGCAAAUGCUUUGGCAGCAGCUGUUUCCGAAUGGGUUGUGAAAGAACUGUGGAAAUGUUGGUCAUUGGACUUGGAGGCAUAACAAAUGGAGGGAAAACAACUCUGGCAAAAAGGCUUAAGAAACAGCUUCCAAACUGUACUAUACUCUCUCAAGAUGACUAUUUUAAGCCAGAAUCUGAAGUGGCUGUAGAUGACCAAGGAUUUUUGCAGUAUGAUGUACUUGAUGCUCUGCAUAUGGAAAAAAUGGUGGCAGACAUACGCUCUUGGAUGACAAACCUACAAGACUCUGCAUUGACAAGGCCACUGCAUGAUAAUCAAAAGGGAGUAAAAGACACACAUGUCUUGAUUGUUGAGGGCUUCCUUCUGUAUAACUACAAGCCUCUCAGUGAUAUAUGGAAUAAAAAGUAUUUCAUAACAAUUCCUUAUGAAGAAUGCAAGAAGAGAAGAAGCACACGAAUUUAUAACCCACCAGACCCACCUGGAUACUUCGAUGGACAUGUAUGGCCAAUGUAUCUGAAACAUAAGAGAGAGAUGGAAGAAAACGAAACUGGCAUCGUUUAUCUGGAUGGAACUCAAUCACAGGAAGACCUUUAUUCAAGGCUAUACAAUGAUAUAGCACAAGAACUAGAAAAGUCAAAUGACCGUGGUGCUAUUGUGCAUGUAUAAAGCCUUGGCCUCAAUGAGAGCAAUAACAAACCUCAUACAUGAAUAUUUUAAUACGUUCUGGCUAAAACAAUGUUUUAAGAAGUUAACUGAAGCCCUUCCAAAGCAGCACUGAACCGAGAGCGUAUGUGACAUUCUCAUGGAUAUGCUUUCCAGCUAGUUUAUUUGGAGUUACUGUUCUUUUGCAAUGGUGCCAUCCAUUUGGAAUCAAAACCCUAAAACUUUCAGAGUUUACU